Messenger RNA from Scylla paramamosain (green mud crab), 4155 nucleotides. Its product is annotated as homeobox protein SIX3-like. Bases 336 to 1511 code for a protein of 391 amino acids. The record is from RefSeq and is a predicted model, not a curated record. Lineage: Eukaryota; Metazoa; Arthropoda; Malacostraca; Decapoda; Portunidae. Gene Ontology annotation, biological process: regulation of transcription by RNA polymerase II. The transcript is spliced from 3 exons. Gene Ontology annotation, molecular function: RNA polymerase II cis-regulatory region sequence-specific DNA binding; DNA-binding transcription factor activity, RNA polymerase II-specific. Gene Ontology annotation, cellular component: transcription regulator complex; nucleus.
UGAAAGAAAGAUGAGGAAAGGUUUGGACAAGGAUCUCUUGACACGGAACAAGCUCAUUUUAAGCUCUCGAGAGCGGAACAUGUGACGGGGAGGCAAGUGUGACGCAAAACUGAGGCUUCAUCGGAGGCCACGCGUUGAGCAUCGCCGCGCCCAGCGAGGACCUGUUGAUUCCGGGGCAGCCCAGCAUGGUGGCGGGCCGCCAGGGGCACUGAGUGUGCGGCGGGAGUCCGUGGCGAGGCACAGUGUGGUGGAGUGGCAGGCGCGGCGCGAGGCCCAGGCGAUGAGCGGGUGUUGAGGCGGCCCGCCCGGGCACCGCUGGCCACCACCGCUGCUUCAUGACGAUGAAGACGUGUGAACCGGGUCGUCCCCCAUCAGUAGACUCCCUCGGCAGCCUCUCCAUUCCCUCCCCAGGCGCCCUCGCCCCCUCCACGGCGCCCACCACGCCCCAUGCCCUCGUGGCCCCAGGGACCGCAGCCCCCGCCCCCAGCAUGGCCAGGGACGCAGUGGAGGGCCCGGGCGUCACCACAGGCGGCUCCUCGUCCUCUUCCUCCUCAUCCACGUCCUCCUCAUCGUCCGCGUCCACCCCCGAGGGCUCCAGCCUGCUGCAGGGCGGCAAGGGCAGCCUGCAGUUCAGCCCCGAGCAGAUCGACUGUGUGUGCGAGACUCUGCUGCAGGCGGGCGACAUGGAGCGCCUGGGAAGGUUUCUGUCCAUCCUGCCGCUACACACGGAGGUGUCCCGCUCCUCAGAGGUGAUCCUGAGGGCGCGGGCAGCAGUGGCCUUCCACAGGGGCACCUUCAAGGACGUGUACAGCAUCCUGGAGACAAACACCUUCACACCCAAGUACCACACGGAGAUGCAGAACAUGUGGUACCGCGCCCACUACAAGGAGGCGGAGAAGAUACGGCAGCGACCCCUGGGUGCCGUGGACAAGUACCGCAUACGCAAGAAGUACCCGCUGCCCAAGACAAUCUGGGACGGCGAGGAAACUAUCUACUGCUUCAAGGAAAAGUCUCGUCUGGCGCUGAAGGAGUGUUACAAGCAGAACCGCUACCCGACCCCCGAUGAGAAGCGCAACCUGGCCAAGCAGACGGGCCUCACCCUCACGCAGGUGUCCAACUGGUUCAAGAAUCGACGCCAGAGGGACCGCAACCCAGCCCCCAGACCGGAGCUGCUGCUGGGGAGUCACGGGGACGGCUCGGUCAUGGCACACCCCUUCGAUCACGCGGGGCACGACAUGCGGGCAAUGUACGUGGCCAAGAUGACCUAUGACCCCUCCAAAGUGGGCUACGAUCCCUCCAAGAUGGGGUACGAUCCGAGUCUGGCCGGCGUGGCAGCCCCGCGCCACAACGUGAUGAAGCCGGACAUGUUGGCGCAGCACCUCAAGCCUGACGCCACCUCCCUCCUGCACCAAUUCCCCCACAUGGCCGCCGCCGCCGCCUCCUACCCCUACCACGGAUACGACGCCACCACGCUGCAGGCGGUCACGGCCACGCACCACCAGGACAUGUGAGCACCGCAUGUCACCUACACGUACACGGACAGGGACACGCCCCAAGCCCUGUGUCCGAGGGUGAGACGACGCGCGCGGUGAAGAGACGUAGUGAUCAGCGGUAACGCGUUGUGACGUGUGUGACGGCAGGUGCGCGUGUGUGCGUGAGUGAGUGAACUGCUGCUUAAUUGACGGUGACGCACAGAAACUUUCACAUAACCACCACCACCAUCACCACCAUCACCAUCACUCUCCGCGGACCAUAUUCUGAAACACUGCGCCACACCUGUGCUACACUCAAAAGGCUCCAGUAGUUGAAGUUACAAGGGUUUUUUGAGGGUGUUUUAUGGUUCCAGUGACAGAUAAACUAGGUAACUAUAUUAUUAACGGGAGAAACACUCUUGGGAACCCUGCUAAUCAUCUCUGUGGCCUUGGAAAAGAGUCGGGUGAGAGAGCACAACGUUUCUGAAUACGGCCCUUCCUCGCACCAGGGUCAUUGGGCCGGGCUAAGUGUGACCUGCGUGAGGGCCACUGUUGGGAUGCCCUCGGGGUCGUGGCCUGCGCGGGGUGGUCACACGAGAGGAAGGUCACAGGGGCGGGUCAAAGGUCGGAUAGUCCUCACUGGCGGCACCUCGCUUGUUGACAUAGGAGGAGGAGGACGAGGAAAGGGAGGAGGUGGAGGUGGAGGAGGUGGAGGAGGUGGAGGAGAAGAACCGCGCAUCACACCACACGCAAACGCACCCAAACAAACAAUAACACUGAAAAUACUCUAAAAAAAAAGUUAAAUAAAGUGCAGUAGACGCUUAACAAAACCUCCCGGGGAAGAAAAGUGUUAAGUGCAUUCGAAGUGUAUUCCUGACUUCAAUCUCGUAUACCUGAGCAACGGCGUAGUGACUUUAAUAAGGGUAAUGUGUGUGAAGCUGACCAUACCUGGCUGACUGACGGGCUACCUGGCUGCGUGGCUCUACCUGUGUCUGAUUUGUUGGUGUUUCUACCGUGGACUGACUGUGCUGUUAUGUGUGUGAUCAAAAAAAAGUGAGCUGUUCAGUGUGAUUACUACUACUACUACUACUACUACUACUACUACUACUACUACUACUACUGCUGCUGCUGCUGCUAUGAUCACUUCUAUUCCUCCUAUUGCUGCUUAUCUUCAGUCACUACCACUAUCACUACUACUACUACUACUACUACUACUAUUACUACUACUACUACUACUACUACUACUACCAUGAUGCCCCUACUACUAUCACCCCUAUUACUACUACUACUAUUCUUUUCGUCCAGUCAUCACUACCACCACCACCACUACUACUACUACCACUACCACCACUACUACUACUACUACUACUACUACUACUACCACUCUCGCCUCCCUUACCCUCAAAAGAAAAGAAUAACAUUAUAGUCUCGUGUUCUAACGAGGCGAAAGGAAAAAAAACAUGAAUGAAAAAUGAAAUAAAUUAAAAAAAUAUAGAUGAAUGAAUAAAUAAAUGAAUACUUGACUCACUUAACUCAUAUGAAUAAUUAUGGUGAGUUUGGGCUGGAGAUGAGUUGUGAGUCUGUUCUCCUCCUCCUCCUCCUCUUCUUCCUCUCCUUCCAUUCCUCCCUUUGAUGUAUGUUAAGAGGCGGAGGAAAGGAGAGGAGAGGAUAGGAGGAGAAAGAGGAGAGUACGUAGAAGAGAGAGAGAGAGAGAGAGAGAGAGAGAGAGAGAGAGAGAGAGAGAGAGAGAGAGAGAGAGAGAGAGAGAGAGAGAGAGAGAGAGAGAGAGAGAGAGACUAAAAGACCCUCCACAUACAUUCCUACCUCCACCUAUCAUGCCCUUCCUCCUCCUCUUCUUCUUCCUCCUCCUCCCCUUCCUCCUCAUCUUAUCCCACCAUGCGCAAUUCAACAAACCUCGUAUAUACUUUAUUUCUAUUUUAUUUUUAUACCUUAUAAUUCUCAAAGGCAGUAUUAAAAUGCAUCUAAUCAGAGAGAGAGAGAGAGAGAGAGAGAGAGAGAGAGAGAGAGAGAGAGAGAGAGAGUGUGUAAUGUACGUGACCGAGAUAUCAAUAACGAAUAUAUGCAUAAAAAAUAACAAGAUGAAGAAUAUGAAGAUGGAAAAAUGGAAGAAAAGAUGAAAAAGAAAAGUGACUGACACUGAAAAAAAAGACUGAAAAUAUGAAGAAUAAGGAAGUGGAAAACGAAAAUUGAAGAAAAGAAACGAAAAAGAAAAGUGACUGACAGAUUGAAAAGAAAAAAAAUAAGAAUAAGGAAAUGAAAAAAUAAAUAAAUAAAAAAAUGAAAAGAUGAAGAAUAGGGAAAUGAAAAAACGAUGAAGAAAAUAAAUAUGAAAAAGAAAAAUUACUGACUGAUUAAAAAAAAAAGAUGAAUACGAAGUUGACGGCACAAAGAUAAUGAAUGAUGAUAAUGACAAUGGCAAAGAAAAUCAUAUCGUAUUUUAAAAGAUUAGAUCUUUUCUUUCACAUUUCUUGACAAUCCGGGACAUUUUUUUUUUCCUUGUCUUAUAAUUUCCUUUCUCUUACCCCUUCCCAUCCCUCCUUUUUUUUUUUUUCCUUGACAGAUCGGAAAAUGGCGGGUAAUAUUUUCCCUUUUACUCACCUACUAUUUAUUUCCACCCAAUGCAUCAUCUAAUUGUAAAUAAAGGUACCUGUAAACGGCUAAA